CAAGGCAGGGUGAGCUAGAGCAGGUUACACAGGAAUGCAUGCAGAAGGGUUUUGAAUGUCUCCAGAGAGGGAGAUUCCACGACCCUCCUGGGCAGCCUGUUCAGUGCUCUGUCACCCUCAGUGUAAAGAAGUUCGUCCUCAUGCUGAGGUGAAACCUCUUGUGAUUUAGUUUAUGGCCAUUGCUCCUUGCCCUGUGGCGGGGCAUCACCAAAAAGAUUGGAAAAGAACGUGGACUUGAGACAUUUCUCUGUACAUGGGACAUUCAUAGCAAAUAUGAAUUCGCCUCUCAAACCAGCCCAGGUCGGUUGUGCGUGUCCCGGGAGCCGUGAGAGCAGUGCGGGGCAGCGCUGCCCGCGGCCGCGCUCGGGCUGCUCCACGCGGCGACAAACCUCUCCCGCCGCACACAUCCUCAUCCCCUGCCGGCCCUGCCCGUCCCGCGGCAGGGGGCCGGUUGCCGGGCGACGCUCGGCCCCUCCUCCGCGGCAGGGCUGGGCCAUGAGACUUCUUGAAGCCAACUCUAGCGAAGACAAGGAGUUCCAUCUGUGCCAGCCAGCCCCAGUCUCCAGUGCUGGUUCCCCUGAUGGCACAUUGUACAAGCCUGUGAAACCUGCCAAGCUGGACGCCACAGCUUUGCACGACUGCACUUUGGCCGCCGCUGUGCCUCCCUCGGAGCUGUCGAACCAUGCAGUCCUAGCCUGCGACACAGGCAUUCACGAGGAGCACUAUGUAAGCGAAGGCGUGGAAGAUGAUGUGCCAGACUGCAGAGAGUACAGAGAUGCCUGCACCAUUACUGAUGUGUGCAAUAGUACCAAUCUUCCUGAAGUUGAAAUCAUCAGUCUCCUGGAAGAGCAGCUGCCUCAUUAUAAGUUAAGAGCAGAUACAAUCUACGGUUAUGACCACGACGACUGGCUUCACACACCUCUCAUCUCCCCUGAUGCGAAUAUUGACUUAACAACUGAGCAAAUAGAAGAGACCUUGAAAUACUUCCUUUUAUGUGCUGAAAGAGUGGGCCAGAUGACUAAAACAUACAAUGACAUAGAUGCUGUAACACGUCUUCUUGAAGAGAAAGAACGGGACUUAGAAUUAGCUGCUCGGAUUGGUCAGUCACUGUUAAAGAAGAAUAAAUCACUGACAGAAAGAAAUGAUUUCCUGGAGGAGCAAGUAGAACACAUCAGAGAAGAGGUUUCUCAGUUGCGGCAUGAGCUGUCCAUGAAAGAUGAACUGCUCCAGUUCUAUACCAGUGCUGCUGAAGAAAGUGAACCAGAGUCCGUCUGUUCCACCCCGCUGAAGAGGAAUGAAUCAUCUUCCUCCGUCCAGAACUACUUUCAUUUGGACUCUCUUCAAAAGAAACUCAAGGACCUUGAAGAGGAAAAUGUUGUGCUUAGAUCUGAGGCCUGUCAGCUGAAGACUGAAACAAUCACUUAUGAAGAGAAAGAACAACAACUUGUCAAUGACUGUGUAAAAGAGCUAAGGGAUGCAAACAUCCAGAUUGCCAAUAUCUCCGAAGAGCUAGCAAAGAAAACAGAAGAUGCUGCCCGGCAGCAAGAAGAAAUCACUCAUCUUCUCUCUCAGAUAGUUGACCUGCAGAAAAAGGCAAAAGCUUGUGCAGUUGAAAAUGAGGAACUUGUCCAGCAUCUGGGAGCAGCUAAAGAUGCCCAGAGACAGCUCACAGCAGAGUUACGAGAGCUGGAAGACAAGUAUGCAGAGUGCAUGGAAAUGCUUCAUGAGGCUCAGGAAGAGCUGAAAAACCUUAGGAACAAGACGAUGCCAAAUGCUAUAUCACGUCGGUACCACUCCCUUGGUCUCUUCCCUAUGGAUUCUUUGGCAGCAGAGAUAGAAGGGUCAAUGAGGAAAGAACUGCAUUUGGAUGAACCCGACUCUCCUGACUUGGCCCAUCAGAAGCGGGUCUUCGAGACAGUGAGAAAUGUCAAUCAAGUUGUCAAGCAGAGAUCCAUGACUCCAUCACCAAUGAAUAUCCCAGGCUCUAACCAGUCCUCUGCUAUGAACUCAGUCAUUUCUAGCUGUGUCAGCACUCCACGUUCCAGUUUCUAUGGGGGAGACAUCUCUAACAUUAUGAUAGACAAUAAGACCAAUAGCAUCAUCUUAGAGACAGAGUCCUCAGACAAUGGAAAUGAAGACAGGAUGAAGAAGCCUGGAACACCAGGGACUCCAGGCUCCAGUGACCUAGAGACUGCCCUGCGUAGGCUCUCCCUCAGGCGGGAGAAUUAUCUCUCGGAGCGCAAGUUCUUUGAGGAAGAGCAGGAAAGGAAGUUGCGGGAACUGGCAGAAAAGGGAGAACUCCACAGUGGUUCCGUUACCCCCACAGAGAGCAUCAUGUCACUGGGAACUCACUCCAGAUUUUCAGAAUUCACUGGAUAUUCAGGAAUGUCUAUCAGCAGUCGCUCCUACCUGCCAGAAAAGCUUCAGAUUGUGAAACCACUAGAAGGUUCUGCCACUUUGCACCACUGGCAACAGCUGGCUCAGCCUCACUUGGGUGGGAUCCUGGACCCGAGGCCCGGGGUUGUCACUAAGGGCUUCAGGACCCUAGACCUGGACCUGGAUGAAGUGUACUGCCUUAAUGACUAUGAGGAAGAUGAGACAGGUGACAUUUCUUACAAGGGCCUAACUACCUCGACGCCAGUUCAGCACACAGAGACCUCAGUACCUCAUCCUGGGAAGUGCAUGUCACAAACCAACUCCACCUUCACCUUCACCACCUGCCGCAUUCUGCACCCCUCCGAUGAACUCACACGAGUCACGCCAAGCCUUAACGCAGCACCUACUCCAGCUUGUGGCAGCAUUAGCAAUCUGAAAGGCACCCCGGUGGCUACUCCCUGCACUCCUCGGCGUCUGAGUUUGGCUGAAUCCUUCACCAACCUCCGGGAAUCCACAACCACAAUGAGCACGUCCCUGGGACUGGUGUGGCUGCUGAAAGAAAGGGGCAUCUCAGCAGCAGUGUACAAUCCACAGAGCUGGGACAGAGCCAGCAGGAGCACCCUGCUGAACACAUACUCCCCGAAAAUGGCAAUCAUUCCUUCCACUCCACCAAACUCACCCAUGCAGACACCUUCUUCUUCCCCUCCAUCUUUUGAGUUCAAGUGCACCAGCCCACCUUAUGACAACUUCUUGGCUUCGAAGCCGGCUAGUUCAAUCUUGAAGGAGGUGAGAAAUAAAAAGAACAUCAGGAACAGUGAGAGCCAGACUGACGUGUCUGUUUCCAACCUUAAUCUCGUGGACAAAGUCAGGAGGUUUGGUGUUGCCAAAGUUGUGAGUUCAGGGCAAACGUCAGCUGCUCCUUUAACUGAUGACCAGGGACCUCUUCUCUGUGGGGCACAGGGACCAGUGAGGGCCCUUGUUCCUGGAGGCCUGGCACCUGACGGUCUCCCCUUGGGCUGCCCUGCCGUGACCAGUGCCAUUGGGGGCAUCCAGCUAAACACUGGCAUCCGACGGAAUCGGAGCUUCCCCACCAUGGUGGGUUCCAGCAUGCAGAUGAAAGGCCCAACGUCCCUCACUUCAGGGAUCCUCAUGGGAACCAAGCUCCCCAAGCAAACUAGCUUACGAUGAAGGACUUUAUUUUUACAGCUAGUCUUUUUAAAUGAAAAUACUCAGAUUCUUUCUCCAAUCUCCUUUUCCUUUCCCUACCACCCCUUCAUUGCCUCUUGAGUUUGACAAAUCAACUUUGUGCCUAAUGGGAGAAAUGUGUAAACUUUGUAUAAAAUGUGUAAAUAUGUACCAGAUCUAUUGUAACUAAUUGGAUUAUUUUACUGUUCAAUUGAGUGCAAAAGGCUCUAUGUUAUGAUUGCUGUAUUAAGGUUAACUUGCUAACCUUUUGAAAAGUUUUUUUUUUAAGAUGCACUGAAAAAAAAAAGAAAGAGCAAAACCAACAAAAAAUAACUUGACUAGAAAAACGUGAAUUCUGUAGCUAGCCUAACUUGAGUCAAAGGUGCAUGGGAAGCUAUUGAAUGUGUUACGUGAGACCUCCCAUUACAUCACUUGAAGCAUGGGAGCAUUUGUGCUUCGUUAAAUACUGAAAAAAACACUCAGUUUAACAUAUGGUAGUUUUAAUUUUGCCUCUGUAGAUCAGUUGAGCUGAGUUAUUGGAGUGCCUGGCUAUUAUGCCUGAAUGGAUGAAACCUUAUUUUUAUUUUCCUGUUCUGUAUUUGCCUCCUGCCCAGGAUUUAUAAACUUGAACUAAUACUGUGUUGAGGUCAGCAGGCCUACUGGGUACCUGGGAUAUUGACAUAUUCCUACCACAGCUGUUUCCUUUGGCACACUUACACUUUGUGCAACUUCUUUCUUUGUUGUUCUUUUGUUCUGUUUUGUUUUGUUCUUCAGUGCUGCACUGGAUUGUGGAAGGGAAAAUGCUUUACUAUGUGUUGCUGCCACUGAAACAUGCUUUGUCAGUGCGCCCAAAGAAAACAGUUUUCACAACUUGUGAGGUAAACAUGGCAGUGACUUCCUAGAAGUCCCAGUUGCGGAACAGAUCGACAGAUAAGAAUGUUAUAAAAGAACAUGUAGCAAAACCAGUAUUAGGAAAAGGUGAGUCCUUGAAACCUCAGCAGAGAAGCACAGAAAACAUUUAGUAAGGGAAUGGUACAGGUGGAAAGAGCAGCUUGCAGCCCUCGUGCUGAUUUUCGUGUUUCAUGCAUGUCAGAGACCGUGGCCUUGAAAGCAGUGUGAGAAUAUUCUCCACCCAUUUUCUGUUUUAUUUUUUCAGAGAAACCUUCUUCAUCCAAAGUCGGACCCUAACAUAGGUAAAAGUAGGGGGAAUGCUUUAUUAUCGCAGUGUUUUUAAAAUGCGGAAAAUUCCCGCCAUACAAACCUAUAACCCUCUACUUUUUCAGAAAGGAAACCUAAGACUUCACGCAACCUUUAGCUGCCAGGCAAUCCUAAUUGUAUCGCAAUUUUUUCUCUGUUUCUCCCAACCUUAUGCUGGGUGCUUGUAGAAAGAGUUGAAAUACCUUGGAACUGGAACAGACUGGAGGGAACUUGUGUCUAGAGUGGAGCUGAGACAUAAAUAUUUUUUGGAAGAGGGGAUGGAGAGGAGCAAAACAGGGAGGGUUUAGCAUCCACUUUCCUUUCCUUGCACUUCAUGUGGUAUCAAAAGUCAAGCUCCCCGUUUGUUACCAUUGUCACACUACACAUAAUUGCCGUGAAUUGCCAUUUGUACCAGACUGUUACUAAAUUAUUAGCACUGAUAAUUUCUUGUAUAAAUGAAACUGUCUUCUAGUCUUUGUGACGAGAGAUAGGUGGGUGGUUUGUUUUUUUCUGAAUGAAGUAGUUAUUGCAGUAGUGCUAUGGACACUAAGGAUAUUUUUUGAGAAAGAAAAAAAAACACAUCGGUCAGUUACAGCAUGUGUUUGAAGACUUCUAUUUAUUCUAUGAACUUACAAUGUUUUAGUAAAAUGCCAUCAGCUCUGUUUGCUGUUGUAUGUGUGCACUUAUUGCAAGUAAAUUUAAGUAUCUUUUUAUUUGAAUGUAUCUUAAACCAGUAGAUAGAAUAACAGUUGAUUCUGAAAAAAAGUCAUGGACUUAAUGGACCAUUUUAUAUACCCAGAGGAAGAAAGCAAUACCAUAAGAGAACUUAAAGUGUAGAAGGUAAUCAUGCAAUUGGGAAAUAUUAUUUAGCCUUUAAAUAAGCUGUAGGAGCUGUCCACCCACCAGAGAAAGCAAUUGUAACACAUCAGAAUGAUGAAAUUUAAUUUUUUUCUUCACUAAUAUCAAUAAAAUAACAGAAAAGUU
Messenger RNA from Vidua chalybeata, 5742 nucleotides. RefSeq names its product trafficking kinesin protein 1 (gene TRAK1). Lineage: Eukaryota; Metazoa; Chordata; Aves; Passeriformes; Viduidae. The record is from RefSeq and is a predicted model, not a curated record. Gene Ontology annotation, biological process: anterograde axonal transport of mitochondrion; endosome to lysosome transport; neurogenesis. Bases 274 to 3564 code for a protein of 1096 amino acids. Gene Ontology annotation, cellular component: dendrite. The transcript has 17 exons. Gene Ontology annotation, molecular function: GABA receptor binding.